Messenger RNA from Melitaea cinxia (Glanville fritillary), 5863 nucleotides. Its product is annotated as proteasome-associated protein ECM29 homolog. The transcript is spliced from 37 exons. NCBI's taxonomy places the organism in Eukaryota, Metazoa, Arthropoda, Insecta, Lepidoptera, Nymphalidae. The record is from RefSeq and is a predicted model, not a curated record. The coding region runs from base 95 to 5767 and encodes 1890 amino acids. Gene Ontology annotation, molecular function: molecular adaptor activity. Gene Ontology annotation, cellular component: nucleus; cytoplasm. Gene Ontology annotation, biological process: proteasome assembly.
AUAUUUUGUCUGUCAUUCUACUUCGUUUGCAAAAGUUGUGGUUGUGGACAAAUACAAAAUAUUAAAUCAGAAUUUGAAUUGCUGAUGAUUAAAAAUGUCUGAAAUGGACAUAUCUGAGAGUAGCAGCGAGUGCUCGAAUGAUUCACUUCUUCUUGACCGAGUUUUUCUAAGACUCGGGAAUGCUGAUACCGAUGAGCAAUUGGAAAAUUGCUUGAAUAGAUUCCUGCCUCCUGUUAUUCUUAAACUUUCAUCUCCCCAUGAACAGAUUCGUACUAAAGUCAUGGAGCUUUUGAUUCAUGUGAACAAGAGGGUUAAAUGUCGAAAUGAAGUGCAAUUGCCUGUCGAAACUCUUCUACAACUGUACAGGGAUCCUAAAGCUAAUAGUUUUAUUAUUAAUUUUUCUAUAAUUUACAUCACAAUGGGUUUUCCGAGACUCCCAAAAGAUAAACAAAUAAGUUUAACACCGACUCUACUUGAAGCUAUUGAGAACAAACCAGCAGCACAUCAAGAUGGUAUCUUAAUGUUAGUGAUGCCACUACUUGGUGAUGUUAAGGAGACAGAUCUAAAUUUAAAAGAGAAGCCAAAACUAUCCAACUUAAUUCUUAAAUAUGCUACAGAUAUCCUCUUGUUGCCUUAUAGAGCAUUGCCCAUUGGCGGAGAGAGUGACUUUCAAGUGCCUCCAGGAAUGAGCCUUAAGUCCUACAAGAGACUUGUAGAAAAGAAUCAGAUCAACCCUAAUCAACUUGAAGAGAUGAAACUUUCCAUCGUGAAUUUUAUAAGCAAAGAUAUUUUUAACGUGAAUGAUAUUCUCGUACCGCUGAUAGUAGCCGCUGCGGAUUCUCGCUUUAGCGUCGCAAAUCACGCCAACAGUCCACUUAUCCGAGUCAACAGUUCUGUAGAUUGGUCGCUGCCUUCAGUGGUGUCACCGCUCUACUCUCUGUAUCUAGGUACUUGGGGAGGGUUGAAAGUACCUCAAGAUGACCGCAAAGUACCAGCUUGCACAAGACUUCGUUUGAAGCUCAUACAAUACUUAAACAAGGCGACAGGCGCGGCCAUUAUGUUUCCUCACUGUGUACAAGUUGUAUUUUCGUCUCUUUUUGAUCCAAACACAAAUACCCGACUACGUAACAUGUCCCUUAUGUUUUUGCUGAAUGUGAUAAAUAAUGGAGAUGAAGUCCAACUGAGAAAAGUGUCGACAGUGUUUCUCCAAGGACUACUCAAGCUGAUAAGAUCUGAAGAGCACGCGGAACAUCAACCCAAGGCUUAUAUGUGCUUAGGUAGACUGGCAAUGAAAUGUCCAAACAGUUUCAACAACCAAUUCGCUCUUAUCGAGGAGCUCGUCAAGAAGAUACCGGAUGCUGUUCCAGAGAUAAAGACGGCAUUACGAGACGCGUUAUUAGAGAUGGCCGUUGCAUACAAGAUUAACGCCGAAGAUGAACCAGAACCGAUGGACACAUCUGAGCCGAGCACCUCUCAAAGCGACGUGGAUGUGGAAAUGAGUUCGGAGAGCAAAAAAUCAAAGCCUAGUCCAUUCGACGAACCUCAGGCACUUGCUUUAUUCGCUCUUCUGGACCACUAUAUGCACAGCGAAGAAUCUAUGAUCCGGUAUGUUGCUAUGAGAUAUUCGGCAACUGUUUUCCCUCAAGACUAUGUGCCAUCCAGAUACCUACUGCUAAUAGCCAGUGGAGACAGCCAAGAUGACGUGUCAACCGAGGCACUGAAAUGUUUAUAUGGGACAUCGCGACCAAAUGAAAUCGAAGAUGUAGUGAACAAUGUAUCAAUCAAAGAGGCAACCGUAGCGAGUAUAGAUGAGGAUAUCGCCAAAAGAGAGAAGGACAAACAAGAAAACCAGUUUAAAGUACCGAAAUUUAAGGAUGUUGUCAAUUAUAUUUGGGAUCAGAUACAGAAACGGAAGACGGGUUCUAAUGCUAAACAUAGGUUUGUAAUCAGCAAUCAGGUGUUGCAGUUCCAUCCGCAAACUUACCAGGAGAUAUUGAGAUACUUAAGAAUGUGUUUGAAUCGUGAUGCUAAUCUUAAAGAUUGUUCGAACCAUCCCAAUGCCACCUCACCAGUCCUCGCUAAAUACAUUCAAGAAAACUUACUGGAAACUGAAGUACUCGAUCGUUACUUGACGAUGAUAACGACACUUUUAAAUGCUAGCCCAGGUGUUAUGGCUCUCACCUGCUUCUUAGACAUUGUUGGAUGUGCGCCGAAGAAAAUGGCCGAUAAAUAUACCCAAAUUUUGCCAUUCCUCAAAAAUCUAUUUACGACUAGCACUAAAGAGGACAUUCGAGAAAAUUCUGCUGCUAUCUACGCUAUAAUCACCGUCCAUACAAAUAAUAAAGCUUCUAUUGAAAACGAGAUCAAGGAGUUCGUGGAGCAAAGUCAGAAGAAUAAGAAUUUGGAAAGUCAAUGCGGCUACUUGAUUGCAUUCACGCAUUUAUGCGAGAGAUGUAUAGUUUUGUCGAAAAAAGGGACUUUUGGUGGUAAGGGCUUUAAUCCAAGCAAUUGGGAACCUUACAAAAAUGGCGCGUUGUGUUUAGCAAAUUUCCUAUCCAGUCCCCAAACACUUCUAGUUAGUACGUCAUGUACUGCGGCGUCCAUAUUGGUGCGUUGUAGUGCGUUGCCUCUACCCAACAUAUCAUCGAAGCAGGAAUUGUUAUUACAAUCAGAUAAUCCAUUUAAAAUCGACCAAAACAGUGGUAUUGAUGAUGAUAUUACAAAGUUCUCGGUGGCCGAAAAGUUGUUCAGGAUUGUUGGAAACGCGAAGUUACCUUCGAAGGUUAAAGAGAGAUCGCUAUUAACACUCGGUCUGAUGUGUUGUGGCGAGAGGCUGCCGUUUGCAAAACAGAUUGUCAAAGGAUUUCUACAAAUGGCUAAAGAUAGCAAAGAAUUCGAAAUACAUCUGCAAAUAGGUGAGUCACUGGUACUUUGCGUUGAAGGCGUCAACUCUAAUGAGAACAGAGAUCUGUGGACCGAAUUACCGAGAGACGGUGUUGCGAAAGUAAAAGAUGCAGAUGGGUUGAAGGAGAACGAUGAGCUCUUAAAGUGGUUGCUUUUAGAGUUAUUCAAGAUUGGCAGACAACCACAUCCACAUUCUAGACAGGCUACAAGUAUUUGGUUAUUGGCUCUGUUGAAAAAUUGUCCUGAAAGAGAACCGAUAAAGAGUUCGCUGCAGCAAUUGCAGGACAUGUUCAUGGACUUCCUAUCAGAAAACAGCGAUAUAGUCCAAGACGUCGCAAGCAAAGGCUUAAGUCUCGUGUACCAAAAUUCGGAUGAAAGUCAAAAGAAGGCACUGGUGUCUGAAAUUAUAGAACAAUUGACAAGCGGUAAAAGAUCUGUGGCAAAAGUCACCGAGGAUACGCAGAUAUUUGAAGAGGGGCAGUUGGGAAAGGCUCCUACUGGAGGAAAUCUCUCGACAUACAAAGAACUCUGCUCCCUGGCAUCGGAUUUGAAUCAGCCCGAUUUGCUUUAUAAAUUCAUGCAUUUAGCUCAUCACAAUUCAAUUUGGAAUUCAAAGAGAGGCGCGGCGUUCGGCUUCCAGUCCAUCGCGCAGCAGGCGGGCGCGGCGCUGGGCGCGCACGCGGGCCGCAUCGUGCCGCGCCUGUUCCGCUACCGGUUCGACCCCACGCCGCGCAUCCAGGCCUCCAUGGCCUCCAUCUGGUUCGCGCUCGUGCCCGACACCACGAAGACCGUCCAAAAGUAUCACAAGGAGAUAUUGGACGAUCUAGUUACCAAUCUCACGUCCAAUCAGUGGCGAGUGAGGAUGUCGUGUUGCAACGCUCUAGCUGAUCUUCUGAGAGGCGCUCAGAGCCUGCAGGCGUCUCUGCCACAACUGCCGACUCUGUGGUCUCAGCUCUUCCGUGUUAUGGACGACGUACACGAAGGCACGCGUCUCGCUGCCACCUCCACUGCCAACGUGCUAUCUAAGUUAUGCAUUCAAGCGUCAGACGUAAACCAGGGUAAAGACGGCAAGGAAAUUGUAUCAGCUAUAUUACCCGUUCUCCUGGAGACGGGAAUUACCAAUUUGGUUAAAGAAGUCAGGAGUGUCAGCCUGCAGACGGUGUCGAGGCUGGUGUCGGCGGCGGGCAGCGCGCUGGGCCCGUUCCUGGCGCGGCUGGUGCCGGCGCUGGCGGGCGCGGCGGGCGAGCUGGAGGCCGCGCAGCUGUCCUACCUCAGCACCGCGCUGGCCGACAGCGGCUCGCGCGAGCUGCUCGACGACAUGCGCGCCAGCGCCGCGCGCCGCCACUACACCACCGACACCAUGGUCAAGUGUAUGCCAUACAUAAAUAUAGAAAUUAUGAAGGAGAUGUUGCCGAAAAUAUUCGAAUUGAUGAAAUCACCGCAACUCGGUACGAAAGUUGCUUGCGCUCAUUUCCUAGUUCUCGCCGCGCAUUACUUGCGAGCAGAUCUCGAACCCGUUGCCGGAAAAAUAAUGACUAACUUGUUGAAUGGAAUCUUCGAUAGAAAUGCGACGGUCAGGAAAAAUUAUGCGGAAGCUCUCGGUCAGAUUUCCGCUUAUGCUAAGCCUCAGUCCAUUGAGAAGUUGAUAAAGAAAUUAGUGAACCUGUAUGAAACGAAAGAAGAUGACGCAUCGAGAUCUGCGAUUGCUCUUACACUGAAGUCCGUGGCGAAGGCUAAGAUCGAACAUAUAAAAGACAAUGAAGAUAUCUUAGCACCUGUUAUCUUUUUAGCGAUGCACGGGCCUAAAGAUGAAGAGUCGGUGACGGUGGAGACGUUCGAGGAGCUGUGGGCGGACUUGUCGCCGGCGCGCGCGGCGGGCGUGCGGCGCCAGCUGCCCGCGCUGCGCGCCGCGCUCGAGCGGGCCCUCGCCGCGCCCGCCUGGGCGCUCAAGAUACAGGCGGCAAAAGCAAUAUCAACUAUAUGUAAAGAAUUAACGGAUGGGUUGGGUGAAGAAAGGGAGCCCUUAAUUCGUUCUGUACUCGCUGCGAUUCAAGGGAAGACCUUCGACGGCAAACAUCAUCUCUUAGACGCCUUAGCAGAUCUGUGCGAGGUAAGAGAGGGAGAGACGCUAUCACCGAGCCUGGGGACCGCCAGCGUGGAGGCGUUGGUGUCGGAGAGCUGCAAGCGGUCGGCGCCGCACCGCCGCCACGCGCUGAGGGCGCUCGCGCGGGCGCUGCCGCACGCGCCCCCGCACAGCUUCCCGCAGCUCUACGACAUCGUCAAGCUCAUACUGUCCAAGGAUGAAAAUUCACUAGAUAAAGAUUCAGACGAUGAAGAUAAAGAAGCUUUGAAAAAGAAACAAGAAGAAUUGACGGCCCUAAAAGAAGCCGCAUACGAUUUAUUGGGAAAAGCUUGGCCAAAGGAUCUACACACGCAAGAGAAGUAUCAAGAUUUGUUCUUCGAACACUGUACAAAGUCUUACCCCACAAGUUCGAGGUCAACUCAGCUCGCGAUACUAGCGUCUAUGUCUUGUGUGCUCGGACGUCUCGCGGUACUAGAAGUCGUGCCUAUGGAAACCGAUGACGUCACGCCCACCAACCGUGACAAAGCUAUCACCAAUGUUACUUCCCAUGUGGCGAAUAUUGUUGAAUACACGCUUAAGAAUAGCAACCAAGUGAGACAUAGGAGAGAUGCACUUAAUUUAAUGGAAAUUUUAAUAAAACAAUUAAAAGAAUUAAAUAAAACGGAAGAGUUAAAUAAACUAAAAAACAUUUAUCAGACUUACGCUCCAGAUUUAUCGAAAGAGUCAUCACACGAGUUGCGGUCCAAAGUAGAUAAUAUUAAAGUUUACUUUAAGCAAUGAAGGACACCUCUAUAUCUAAACAAUGAAAUGUCAAAUGUAAUCUACCAAAUGUAUUAAAUGUCUUUCCAAAAAAAUUUUUUUUUAUUUAAACAACAA